Prunus armeniaca (apricot) is the source of this 4596-nucleotide messenger RNA. The record is from the annotation of a GenBank genome assembly. Lineage: Eukaryota; Viridiplantae; Streptophyta; Magnoliopsida; Rosales; Rosaceae.
AUGAUCACACCAGUCUUGAGAGGGAGUCAUCGUAUGCAAGGGCCUGCUGAUGAGACUGAUCAUGAUAUUAAGAAGAAUAUGGUGUCAUCUCAAUCUAUAAAAGAAUUUGGUAAGCAUUCUAUGAGUAGGAAAGUUCAUAUGAGAGGCGAGUCUGGGGCUUGUAACCUGUGCUCUGCUCCCUGUUCAUCUUGUGUGCAUUUUAAUAGAGCUCUUAUGGGGUCGAAGGCUGAUGAAUUUUCUGAUGAAACCUGUCGUGUUAAUGCGGCUAGUCAAUAUUCUAUCAAUGUGGGCGAUACUUCAGCCUCUUUUAAGAGCAAGGCAUGUGACAGUUUACAACAUACCACCAGUGAGACUAGUAACCUACUUAGUGUUAAUUCAAGUCAUGAUUCGUUGUCUGAAAAUGCUGAAAGCAAAGCACCCAUAAGGUCUUCUGAUACAUCUGAUGCUGUAGAAGGGUUUGAGAUGCUUACAAAUACGUUUGAGGAUUCUAAAGUUGUUGAAGUCAAUGACGAUAACAUUUCAUGUAUAAGUAGAGUCAAUGAUGCAAAUUUAGCAGUCAAUCACCAUAACAGAAAUGUAGAACGGAAGAAUUUGUCUUGUAGUUUUGCUUCAGUUGGUAGUGUAGAUCCAGAAGAAGUUGAAAAGGCACACAAGUCAGUCUUGUCAGAGAUGGUAAAAGCUGCAGAUGCUGGUGAUAGCGCAACAAAGGGAAAACUGCCAGAAUGCUCUGGGAAUACGGAUUCAUCAUUAAUAAAACAGUCACCAUCUGAUAUUGUCGCUUGCCAGAAAUUUGAUUCUAAUAAAGGUUUGGGGGCCUCUACAAAAAUCUGUCCAAAGACAGAAGUUGAGAUCAAUGGUAAUGGCCAAGACCUAAAUGAUGAAGCUUUGAAAUGUUUGGAUCAUGGUGAACAAGAUCUGAAGUCAAAUGAGUUGGUCGCAGUAGCUGAGAAGCAGCCCUUGCAAUCUGCUUCUGGAGAUGACAGUGAUGAAUCAGACAUUGUGGAGCAUGAUGUAAAAGUAUGCGAUAUUUGUGGGGAUGCAGGUCGCGAAGAUAUGCUUGCCAUGUGUAGUAGGUGCAGCGAUGGUGCAGAACACAUCUAUUGCAUGCGAAAGAUGCUUCGGAGAGUUCCUAAAGCUCAAUGGCUGUGUGAGGAAUGCAAGUUUGCUGAGGAAGCUGACAACCAGAAGCAAGGUUCAGAUAUGGAGGGAAAAAAAAUGGAUAAAGCCAUUUUGAAUACACAAUUCUCUAAUAAGAGACUAGCAGAAAAUAUAGAAGUAGCUCCUGCUGCGAAAAGGCAGGCUCUUGAAAUUCGUGUGGGAUCACCAAGGCCAUCCAGCCCUAAGAGAAUGGGUGCUCUAUCACGUGAGUCUUCGUUCAAGAGCGUAGAUAAGGAUAGAUUGAGGUCAACUUAUCAGAGCUCACAGUCCAUUAAUGAUAUAUCAGAAACUGCACGCUCUCCUUCUAGUGGUAUACGGCUUCAAACAACCAAGGGUACAUUGUUAAAGUCAAAUUCGUUCAACACCUUAACUUCCAAACCAAGAGUUAAGACUGUAGAUGAUGUUCCUCAAAAGCAAAAGGGAUCUAAAGAACAUUCUUCCCUUGAUAUGAAGGAGAGGGUGGCCAGAAUGAUGGGCAAAUCUGUGUCAUUCAAAUCUGCGAACUCAGGGCGUUCAAAUGUGUCUGAAUCAAAAGUUAAAAUGCUUUCAUCUAAAUUUAGCCAUGUUCAAGAUCUAAAAGGAUUGAAACAAGCAAAAGAGCGGAGCACAGUUGAAAGAAAAAAUUUGUCCAAACUAGACCGCCCCCUUGCUAGUUUUCCCGCAACUAGUCCUAUUGUUUCAACACCUAAGAUUGACCCAGCAUCUCGUGGUGAAACUAGUUUGCUUUCAUCUGUGAGCAACAAUCGAGAGUCGAAGGUCGUAUUACCUGAUGGAAAAUUAAGUACUAUAGCAAAAUCUAUUGGUAAUCUGACUCGUAAAGGUGUUGAGCCUCAAAAUGCUUCAGUUGGAGGUUCGUCUACGAAUGGAAUAUGUAAUUCUGCUUCUGAACAAAAGUCAAACCAAGUUAGCUCUAAGGAUGAACCCUUAUCCAGCUAUUCUGGGAUUGUUGAGAAACCAUGCUCUAAUGUUGACGAAACAUUAGAAGAUGUGUUCCCGCAAUCAGUGGAAAUGACAAGUCAGGCUGAUAAAACCAGGGAGAGCUCUGCUCGUUGUAGGCCUACUGUUACAGCUAGUCCAAAAUGUAAAGACAUAGGUCAUACUGCGGAAUUUUGCAGAGUUGGCAUUUCACAGACUUCUGGUACUGAUGCUUCUACUCCAAUAAGUUCUAGGGAGGAUAUGCCCAGAGGUAAUAGGUUGAAAGAUGCAAUUCACGCAGCUUUGCUUAGAAAGCCUGAAAUAUACAGAAAAAAGAGAGUAUUCGAUCCAUCUGAUGAGUUGUCCACAUCAAAUGUGGACUUAAGUUAUGAAGUAGCUUCUCAAGAGCAAUCAUUGAUUUCAAAUAAGUUGAAUAAUAUCACAUGUAGUGAAGGAUCACAUGAUGGACAAACAGUUCUUGGGACUUCUACUUCUGACUCUUACAAGAAUACAACUGUCAAUAAUUUAAAGCAGCAUACAGUGCAGCCCAUUGAUUCUGUGUUUCCUUCCAAACUGACAGACUCUGUUUCUGUUGUUCCUUAUCUUGGAAAGUCUACAGUGAAAGAUUUGCAUAGUCAUGCUUCAGUGGCGAUGUAUGUUCUUGCAAAGACAACAGCCAUACCAGAAUAUGAAUACAUCUGGCAGGGGAGUUUCGAAGUGCAGAGAGGUGGAAAUUAUUUGGAUUUAUGUGGUGGAGUUCAAGCUCAUUUGUCAACUUGUGCAUCGCCAAAGGUUCUUGAAGUGGUGAACAAAUUUCAGUUCAAAGUUCCUCUGAGUGAAGUACCUCGCCUGAGUGUAUGGCCUUCACACUUCCAUCAAAGUGGUGCUAAAGAAGAUAACAUUGCACUUUACUUCUUUGCCAAAGAUCUUGAGAGUUACGAAAGAGACUACAAGAUCCUGUUGGAGGCUAUGAUCAAGAAUGAUCUAGCCCUCAAAGGGAAUUUCGAUGGUGUUGAACUUCUGAUAUUCCCAUCAAAUCAGCUUCCUGAGAGAUCACAACGUUGGAAUAUGCUGUUUUUCCUAUGGGGUGUUUUCAGGACAACGAGGGUGCAUCGUUUGGAUUUUACUAAGGAGACAUGUGUUCCCAGCUUGAGCAACUCAUUGGAUAAAUACGGAACUUUGUCAGAGAACCUAUGCAUACCUAACCAUAUAGAUGAAUUCUCUGCUUCUGACAAAUGUCGUGAUGUAGUGUCUGCAGCCAAUUCCCUUCUUCAUAUGGGUCCCACAGUUAGCAAGGAUCAUGUGAGCAAAGAUACUUAUCCUGAGGAGGUACGUUCAGGUUCAAAAGUGAACUUGAUGGUACAGAAUAGUAGGCUUGACUCCAACACAACAAACAAUGCAGGCUUAUCUGAAGGAGUUCCAUGCACCGCUUCCCUGCAGCAGGAAAUUUGCCUUCGAGGGAGUGGACUUGGCACAGAAAUUAAAUCUUCUAUUCCAAUAACUGGCUCAAAUAGCUCCAACAAAGGUGAGAAGAGGCAAGUGCAUUGGGUCACUUCUGGUGAUAGAGAAGGUGCUGAGUCUUUGAAGAUUCGACCUAUUUCCAAUCAAGCGGUAGCCAUUGCUGGGAGUGUUGCUGAGGAGACAAUUCCAGAUAGAAAGAAAAGGGUUGGUCUCGCAGGAGGUGUUGAGGAGGUGAUUCUGGACGGAGUAAACAUAGAGAGUGUUGAAUGUAAACAAGAUAAGGAAUUGAAGAGAGAUUACGGAUAUAAGGAAAUAGAAGCAGCUUUGGUGAGAGACUUGACAGCAAAAGUCAACUCUUUUCAGUCUAGUAAAAGAAAACAUCCUCAUAUAGCUCUUUCAGAGACAGCAGCUUCUGCAGCCACGAAUCAAGAAAUGUCAUGGAAUGAGGUGAAUAGUACACAGAUAGAUGGUGAGGGUGAUAGUAAGAAGCCAAAAAUUGGUUCAAGUGGAUUGUAUGGUUGUAGCACAUCUAGGGGUACAAAUGCUGUUGAUGAUGGUUUUGUCUCACAUAAUGAUAUGGGUCCUUGUUCUUUGGUUGAGAAGAGAUGUGUUGAAGCCUGUGAGGAGAAAGUUAUUCCAGAGGACUUGGGAACUACUGAGAGAUACUUUUUUCCUGUGGAUUCACGGCAUGUUCAGCAUUUUCACACAGUUGACAACUCUGUGCCUUGGAAAGGUUCCUCAUCAGGAGAUGAGGAUAAGUCUCGUGAUGGGUUCCCAAGUCUCGAGCUUGCUCUAGGGGCAGAAACAAAACCGCAAAAUAAGGGAAUCCUGCCCUUCUUUGUUGGAUUAGCGGACGAGAAAAAUAACCAGGAUAAGCCUUUGGAUGCCGUGGUGGAUGAGAAAGAUGAUGAUGCUUCUGCCUCCCUUUCCCUCUCCCUUUCAUUCCCAUUCCCAGACAAGGAACAGCCUGUGAAACCUGUUUCAAAAUCGGAACAGCGUCUGCCUGAAAGGCAUCAUGUGAAUACAUCACUGCUUCUCUUUGGGCGCCUUCCAGACAAAUAA